GCUGUGCUUCCCAGCUGCAUCCCUUCAUGGCUCAUAGUUCAUUUCUUUUCGCACUCCAGCGUUCUCUUGACUUCUGCUGUGCAUGCGCUGUCACCAGCUUCCAGUACCUUUCCACCCUUCAGCCCAGAUUCAGCCUCCCUGCAGUCUGUCCGUCCAUCUUCUCAGACUUGGUUGGCCAACAUAACUAGAACAAGGCAGGAAUGUGGACCUCAGGUCUGCAUGUGGUGAAGCACCCGAGGCUGGAAUGAGGUGUCGGUUCUCUGCGGCAUGGUUUAAAUCUACACUGUGACCUUAUUUAACUUCAGGCCUGCAAAACUCAGUGAAUGAUGAGGAGAGAGAGAGAAGAAGAGGAAUAUUUUUUUUUGAAUAUAAUAUAAACACAGGAACAUAAUCGCAUGUUUUCCCAUCUGUUUGACAUUUACCCAGUGUUUUUGAGCCAUUUAACUGUAAUUGAGGCAUUACCGAGGAAAGACACACGUAUCGUUUCCUUCCAUUACAACUGUCAGUGUGUCAGUAGCAGUUAGUAGCAGCAAAGACAAAUUUUAUUUCGAGUGCAAAACAAAACCGUGAGAGACUGUGAAAAUGAGGUCACAGGAAUCCCCCUGGUGCUUCAUAGUGCAUCCUAUUACUUACUGUACCUGCAGGAUUUACUUCAAUGCAUGAUUCACUUAAAAUUCAGGUUUGAUUCACAAAACGUUAUUACAAGACCAGUAUUAGUCUCUGCUUUUAGAGCAAUGCUGCAGCACUGAUCAGAGGCUUGUUCACCUGCUGGUGCUCUGUGAGGCUUGGGACCAAUUUCUACCAUUCCUGCUCUGUAUGGGACAGAAUGGUUCCUCCUUUUAGGCAGUUUUUACUACAGCCCACUAACGUUCCACUAGCUGACAGCUCUGUUCUGCACACAGGCCUGUUUAGCAUUCUUUUGGUACGGAACCAUGUUUUUGGAAAACAUUCAAAAUGUCAUGAUAUUUUUACAUCUACAGUAUAUUACUGGACUAUAUUCAAAUUAAAUAUGGGCUGGGUUCCAUAUUUUUCACCAUUGAUUCUAAGCCAGGAAUUAUUUUGUAAUUUCUAAAUAUAAAUAGUAGAGAUUAUUCACAGUCCUGUGAGCGUUCAGUCUGACAAAGACAGAGAUGCUGAUUUAACUGAGUUUACUAUUUUCAUUACAAUAACAACUUAGAGAUUUGCUGACAGCGUCUGAUGUCUCCUUUCAUCCUCCGCCAUAGUAAUUAACCAGAGCAUCUGUUUUUGCUCGUGUUAUUUCUGGAUCAUGUUACUGCUGACUUUUCCUUUUGUGUCAUCAUAUAUCUGUCUUUUUCUGAAUAUGCCCGUGUACGUAUGUGAGAGUUCAGCAGUUUGCCAUGUGCCUGCUACUUGCUGUGUGUCUCAUAUCACCACAGUCCAUGUUUUCACCACCUUUGCUCAUCUCACUUUUUACAGUGUUUUCUUCUGGCUUCACAUUUUGUUGAUGGCUCCCGACACAUACUUUCAUGUACUGAAACAAGCGGUGGAACAAAACAGGAUGUGAAAUGUAAUCUACCGAAAGGCUUCUCUGAAUCUUCUCGGGCCAAACAAGCAACUAAGUGUGACUGCAACUGGAGUCAGAUGUGCAGCAAAUGAAGUCGCUGUUGGCAUAGAAGGGGUUAAACAUCAGACAGGAGGAGAGAGAAAGCAGGGCAGCCUACUGUAGCUCGAAGUGAAAUGCUUUCUUCUUUUGUCCCGCAUAAAUGUUAACCCAGCCUCCUUCCUUGUUUCUCUCUCACUCUGCUCUGGUCCACUCAUAUGUUUCUAUUUAAGGCCAGCAGUGCCGGCUACCAUGAUUGGUGUGCUCCCCCCCCCCCCCUCCUGACUCCGCGUCCAACGGCUGGCUCCCAGCAGCAUUCGCACUGUUGAUUUUCCACAGGGAAACUUCACCAUUCUUCUACCGAUCUGCUUCUUGUUCUUCUCCUUUUUCUCCACUGUCUUCUGCUUUGGAUCUGAAAGUUGAGCUCACGUCAUGGAUCCUCUGUAGGCACAAGAUGCUACUCCUGCAAACAUUUCACUCCCGCCGCUUCUUUUUGUUUUGACUCCAUCAAAUGCUCCUUGGUGCUUCUCCGUGGCCCCAGGGUCGGCUCAGCUAUAUGGCCAGACGUUUGGAACUAUGCAGCCAGCUUGUGAGCCUAGCUUGUGAUCGGAGUGGCGAUAGGGAGCGGGGCUUGGCCCAUGGCGGGUUACCUGGUGCACAGAGGGAUUGACAGCUCAGAGCCCAUGGUGCUGGAGCAGUACGUGGCCGUGGCCAACUACGAGAGGCAGGAGAACUCGGAGAUCAGCCUGAAGGCUGGGGAGACGGUGGACGUGAUUGAGAAGAGCGAAAGCGGUUGGUGGUUUGUCAGUACAGCGGAUCAGCAAGGCUGGGUGCCAGCCACGUACCUGGACUCCCAGAGUGGAACCAGAGACGACUUGGACCUGGGCACUUCCAGGACCGGAGAAGUCACUAAGAGGCGAAAAGCACAUCUGAAGAGGCUGGACCGCCGCUGGACCCUUGGGGGCAUUGUCAACCGCCAGCAGAGCAGAGAGGAGAAGUAUGUGACGAUACAGCCAUACACAAGCCAAGGGAAGGAUGAAGUCAGCUUUGAGAAAGGGGUCAUCGUGGAGGUCAUCCAAAAGAACCUGGAGGGCUGGUGGUACAUCAGAUAUUUAGGGAAAGAGGGCUGGGCCCCCGCCUCGUACCUGAAAAAGGUGAAGGACGAUUUCUCCCCCCGCAAGAAGACCCUGACAGGCCCUGUGGAGAUAAUAGGCAACAUCAUGGAAAUCAGCAACCUGCUGCAGAAGAAAUCUGUUAGUGAGAAGGACAUUCAAACGGAUGGGGAGGGGAGCACCACACCGGAGCGUCACAUCUCCAAGAGCGAGAUCAGCCUGCCUAUGCCCUACAGCUCCGAAAUCAACGCCGAGACGGGAAGGAGGCUGAGUGCCGGUCGUGACACCAACAGCCCUUGUCUGGGAAUAGCAGCAAGCUCCGCCCUCCAUGAAAAAGGGAGAAGCGACCCCGGGCCCCCGGCUGUCGCAAGAGUGGCUCCACAUCGGGUGGAAAUCGGGUCUCCAAAUCUGAGACAAAAACCUCCCCCAAGAAGAGAGACUAACUUGGGGUUCCAGUUGCCUAAGCCGCCAGAACCCCCUGCUGUGGAAGCAGAGUAUUACACUAUAGCUGAUUUCCAGUCCUCGAUUUCUGAUGGCAUCAGCUUCCGUGGAGGACAAAAGGCUGAUGUUAUAGAGAAGAACCCUGGAGGCUGGUGGUAUGUGCAGAUUGGAGAAAUGGAGGGCUGGGCCCCCUGCUCUUACAUCGACAAACGUAAGAAACCCAACCUCAACCGCCGGACCAGCACUCUGACUCGGCCCAAAGUCCCACCACCUGCCCCACCGGUCAAAAAAUCAGACCCUGAGGAGACUCUGCCUACUCCUGCUAACUCCGCCUCCAAAAUUUCAGAACCACAGAACAGGCCUGCAUAUGAGGAACCUGAAUAUGAUGUUCCAGCAGUUGGAUGUGAAGGCGAGUGCGACACAGAUCCUCUGAAGAAUGAGCACUCUCUGGACACAACAAUCAGCAGCGUGGUCAGCGACAAGUACCACAGUUCCCCUUCUUCUUGCAAAGCCUCUCUUCCUGUCUGUAAAGCCUCCCCUGUAUUUACUCACCGAAGGACCCCCUUGAGAAAUGUGGAGGAUGAUGCUAAAGAGGAGUGUAUCUAUGAGAAUGAUGGCUCAAGGCCAGGCAGCGGGGUCGAGGGAACCCUAAACAAAGGUGCCAGACGGUCCAACUCCCCAAGAAGCUAUCACUCCUCUACAGUUCCACGAAAACCUUCUGGAUCCUCACCUUUGCCUGGUAGGCCCAUGAAGACGAUGACGCCAGAGAUCCAUCGGAGAAGUCAGACUCUUGGCAGACAUAUAGAUAUCAGCCUGAGGUCUCAGGACAAUAGUCCCCAUUCUUCAUCAGAUGAACUGAGUAGAGGUCCCAAGAAAGGCCCUGCCUUUACCAGGGAUGUGGAGCACAGACUAAGUCAAAGCCCUUCCACAAGACUCAAGCCUUCUGUAAGACCUAAACCACUCUUGACCAAGUCAGAGCCCCAAAGUCCGGAGAGGAUGGACAUCAGUACCUUAAGGCGGCAGCUGAGGCCUACAAGCCAGUUUCGACACGGCCUUAAACCUUCUCGAGGGGACGAUUCCGAAACGGCCUCUGUCAUCUCUUCGGAGGACUCGAUGUGUUCACGCAGCACCUCAGAUCUCUCCUCUGUUUACUCCAAAGGCAGCCGUGGUGACUCAGAUGUGGAAGGCCCUACUUUCUACCGCUCAGUUGACGCCUACAAGAAGGUUCAAGAUUCUGAGAUUAGCUUCCCAGCAGGGGUGGAGGUUGAGGUUCUGGAGAAGCAGGAGAGUGGUUGGUGGUACAUCCGUUGGGGCUCGGAGGAGGGCUGGGCUCCCUCGUACUACCUGGAACCUGUCAGACAAGUGGGGAAUGCUGGUGGGUUGGAACCAGAUGGACAUGGGAGUGGUGGGAGUAAGUCAAACAGCCUAGAGAAGAAUGAGCAGCGAGUUUUGGCCCUCAAUAAUAUAAAUAUUCAGGGUCUCCCCCAGCAGCAUCGAGGCCUGAGGAGGGACACCCCACCGAUUCCUUCCAAGCCUCCCGGUGGUUUCUCUAAACCAUCUGGGAUAGUCAACGGAGGUGUAAGAAUGAGGAAUGGGGUCCGCCAGGUAACAGUGAGGCCUCAGUCUGUAUUUGUGACCACAACUCAGCCAGCUAAGGAUGCCCACUACGUGACAGGGUCUCUCCGGCGAAAUGAGUCACUUGGCAAAAGCGAUUACUAUGGUUCUGGUUCUGCCACUUUGGGUGUGCGACGAAAUGCCUCUUUUAGCACCGUGAGGCCUCAUGUGGUGGUGGAAAGUCAAACGAGGCCUGUCGAGCGUUCCAGCCUGGGGUCAUCAGGCACCGCGUUCAGCACAGGCAACGUCCAGGAUGCCCUCAGCAGGGUCAGUCAGCGCAACGGCAUCCCUGUGUCAACAGUCCGCCCCAAGCCCAUAGAGAAGAACCAAAUGAUCCACAAUAACCUUGGCAGGGAUGUGUAUGUGUCCAUUGCUGACUAUCGUGGUGACGAAGAAACUAUGGGUUUCACUGAGGGCACUUGUCUGGAAGUACUGGAGAGAAAUCCUAAUGGAUGGUGGUACUGCCAGGUGCAGGACAGCCUGCUCCCGCGUAAGGGCUGGGUCCCCUCCAACUACCUAGAGCGCAAAAAGUAAAACCAAGCCCACAUCCCUUCUAAGUAUGGACCCCACGUCCCCCUUUGAUGCCUCCAAGGACGUAGGCGGCAUCGUUUUUUUUUAAGAAUGUCACCUGCAACCACCCCCCUCCCCCAUAAGCAAUAUGUCAAUGAAAAUUUACAUUUGAAAGAACACACUGACAUGUGACAAGGAAGGACACGUACAGUGUUGGUUUAAAAAAAAAAAAAGGAUUUGAAAUAGUUUGGCUUGGAGUGAGAGAAACACACGAUUGUUCAUGUCAGAUUGUAAGGACAAUGUCUUUAAAACACAAAAUGGAUAAGAAUGAUGACCGCAUAAAGAUGUUGACAUCCUUCAAUACAGCAGUUACGCAGGAAAGUGGCUACUCCGAUUGCUGCCCAUCACUGACUAUGAUGGCUGUUAAGUGCCUUGUGUCUUUGAUCCCCUGGCUGGAGAUCCUAAACGGUGGAAGGCAAAGCAUUAACUCAACCAAAACUUUUAACAGUGCCAUAGGCUUAUGUACACCACAAGAGUAUUUAACAUGCACUUACAUAGAACAAUUGAAUAGCUCCACUACGGUGCCAUUAGGAUCCGGACUGCUCUAAUUGGUCUAAUGUAUAGAUUAAGCAGAGCAGGUUGGAGAUAUGAGGCACCUACGGUUUCAGAAAUGUAUUUGUUUUAAGCUACGUAAAACGACAUUUAGACCCAGAAACAUCUUUUUCUUUCGUUCAUUUGUCCUGUCAUUUCUUGUGUUGAUACAAGUCUUCCUUAGAGAAUUAUUUCUGCUUUCUUGUGACAUCUGUUUUCCACCACUAGCCUGUGAUCCGGAAAGCUUAGGGUCUGAAGGGAUGAGGGCAAAAAUGGCCAACAACAUGUGCCUCUUUAAUCCCAGGGUUUACGAUCUGGGAAAAUGAAAGUAUAAAAAAUACCUGUGAAACUUGAAAACUUGAGUUGGAUAUUGUCCUUUUCUGGAGAGAUAAAGGAAGAACUUGUAACUUAAGUGCUCUUCAGAACAAAACCACCUCAUAUAACCUCAAAUAAUGGAAACAAUUAGUUUACAAACAUUUGCACUGUGGUGUUUUUAGCCCCAGGAGCAUUUCUUUAAUCAUGUUAUAAUGCAGCUGUCACACAGCGAUAAUGAACAAGUACUGGAAGCGCAGUGAGACGGUUGAGUCCCAGGGGCCUGUCUGCUAAGCAUCGGGCCCAAAAUGUGAUUGAACCAAAGAGAAAUAUUUCAUUGGCUGCAUUUCAGAUUAUUUGUAUUUCUUUACAGUACAGAAAACACAAAUGCCUAAAACGAGGUUGCUAAACCGAAAAAAAUGACACAUACCUGGAAGCACUUGACAAAUUUUUGAUACAUAUCGAUUCAGUGAAAUGCGGAACAGCCGUACAAAUUGUAAUUUCAGAUAUUGCUGUGCAGUAUUGUGUUUUAGAGUAGUUUAUUGUUUUAUUAAUAAUAUAGCUGGGGUUCAAAGAAUAUCACGUCAAAAAUAGCAGUGAUCACGUGAAGCAUGGAGUUAGAAAACAAUUAUUUCCUAGUGUGGGACUUAAAUCUGGUAUUCAGAGCUUAAAUCCAAAUUCAAAUGGCUGAUGAUGUUCAAGACUGCUGAAAUACAUUUUCUAACGAACGGGUCGAGCUCUCUUGCUCUUCAUUAUGUUUCUGCUGGACAGUAUCAUAGUAUAUUAACUAAAUGCAGUACCUGCUAGAUUGCAGUUGUCUAUUUUAGCAAAGCCAUGUGUGUUUUUCUUAUUUGUCAGUUUACUCUGUGAUCACACAAGCGCCAAUAACGAGGAACGAAGUGGUUCUGUUUUGAGAGAUGGUGCACCUUGAAACAAAUGUUACGGUGCAUUAAUAUAAAGAUGCAGUAAACACUCAGCAUAUUAUUUAUUGAAUAGAUUUUUGAAUUAUUUAACGUAUCUGUAUACUGUAGUAGUUUUCCCACCUUGAGUGAGCAGUGAGUUCACGCCAAAGUGAUAUAGAGAAACAGCGAUCUCUAGUGACGGCUUGAAGGUACUACAACGCUAUUUUGCCACCUUACCUCAGUGCAAUAAGCAAUGCGCUGCUGGUCAGUGAGUCUCCCCACAACUGUACAGAAAUAUAAUUAUAUAUAUUUUUUGUUUAUCUGGGUGCAGCUAAAAAUAUUAUAAUAUUCCUAAUUAUAUUUUGUAUUUGGCCAUAAUGUAAUUAAUUUUUUUUUAAUUUUAAGAAAAUUAAAUUUUCUAUGCUUUGUGCUGCAACUUUAGCAAAUCACAGACACUUCUUUCAUCUUUAUUGUGCUUUACAUAAUGCCUGAUUGUAAGUAUUUAUUUUAAAAUCCUAUUCCCCAAAUCAAAAUAUGUCUUUGUUUUCAAAAUAAUGUUCUGUAGAAUAUCUUGCAGUCCAUUAAAAAAAAAAUCAACUCAUAAAAAGCAUCAUAUUACAUUAGGGUGUUGAUGUUUGCUUUGCAGGACCCUUCCCACCCAGACGAAGGCAUUAUGUAAAUGUGUUGAAUCACCCUAUAUAUUAUUGUAUAUCGCUUUGUUUGACUGAGAUGACUUUACUUGCAGAGGAACAGCUGUGUGUGAAGCAUAAACCAAGCAGCCACAGCAUCGACACAACCCUGUGGUGUCGAUGCUGUGUCUAACUGGUGUUUAAGUUAGUUGUGUAGCAUCAAUCUGUAUUUGGGCUUUAACUUGUUUUUGGUUCAUAUUUCGUCUAAUUGACUGAUACAGCACGUAUCUGUGAGGAAAUGUGCAAUAGGUAGAAAUGCAUCAUAUUUCAACAAUAGGAUAAAUGUCACGGACGUAGAGAAACAUGAGUGAUGCCAUUACAUGGAUGUUUCCAGUCAAACUGCCAACUUGGAGCUUUCGUCAACACGUCUGUUUGCGUGCCUCUCCGAAGGCAACUCAUGGGACCAAAGCAGUUUGUGGCAACUCGUUAUCUCCUGUUGUGAUGGACUAACAUGAGAUUGUCGGGUCAGGAGGGGACAAGGCAGGACCUCGCAGCCAUCUGGGGCCUCCUUGGGGCCCUGUCGUCAGGGGAACCUCCUCUGAGCCGUCACAUUUGUGCCUGAAUGGAAUUCUGCUCAUUAUUUCUGGUUGUGUUGCUUUCUUUCUUCUUGGAGUCGUCUACUGUCCCUCUGCCUACACUGAUGCCUCUUUCAACAUUUACUCCACCACUGUCGACCCCCCGUCGGACUUUCUUCAACAAACAAACACCGCGGCGUGAGCGGUGGCGAGAUGAACGUUUCAGGUCGUUUCACUUCGAAUCCAUCAACUUCCAGGCCGAGCUGUCCCUGACGUGGGCCUCACGAAGGCCGUAUCAGUGUGCAGAAGUGAACAUGUCAGUGUGCUAAAGGGUUCCUGUGGGUGCAGGCCAAUUUACAGACUCCUUUAUUUAUGGGGCUUGUGUCGCUAAGACCUCUUGUUUGGACACUUUAAGAACUAGUUUGGUGUUUUGGUAAAUGCUUUCCUGCCCAGGGUCACGUGAAAGCAGCGACUCCGCUCACUCGUCUCUUUUAGCUGUGCUGUACCUUUGGCCUGUCUCUGCCGCACCAACAGAUGAGGAGGAGUCAUUCAUUUCCCACAUAUUCCUGGAGGUUAGUCAGGUGAGACAGCCCUGCGACGUCCGUGCCCUGUUUUAUUUCUCACUCUUUUUUUAUUUGAACAAAUGCAACGGCGCUUCUCAGGCGUGAGGCACCUUAAGCUCUGUGAUUUCAGACAGCGGCUGCUGUCAUAACGUGUUCUUCCUCUUCGCCUUCCGCCCUGCCCCGUUCCUUGACACAGCCGAGCAGCGUGUUCCCGGUGAAAUCAAGACGUGUGCACGUGGGAGGGUUUGUGACGUUUGUGUACACGGUGCACAAUGAGGUGGAUUGUCUGCAGGUGUGGAGAUCGGUUUGAGGAGAGAAGCGAGGGCCAGGAUGAAAUUGCAAGGAGGGAGGAGAUGGAUCAGAUGGUGGAUUGUGGGAGACGAGGUGCGAUUGAAGCGAGGGAGAGGACUAAGUGUACCAAACUCCCCCACCCACCUGCAAACCUUCAACCUAAUGAGUUCUCAGCUUCCUAAGCUGAGCUGUGAAAUCCCAUUUCUCGAAAAACAACGCUCUAAUUGCAUCACUUGAAGCUAUUGAGGCUUCGCAGCGAAACUGUGAGUUAGCGUGAGAGACAAAUGAGUUCACAGUAGUGCUCUCUGUUCAUAGGAUGAGAGCCGCAGAACUGAUCUUAGAGUGUGUCUGGUGUGGACUUCAUUUACUGUCAUGUAACAUGCCUGUGUCACAGGCAACCUGGUGUUGGAGAGGGUUUCUUUCAACUGAAAGGUUAGAGUUGAGCUUCAGACCCUAAAAGUACCCAAUUCAAGAAUGGGGGGAUUGCUAUUUAAAAAAGGUGGAUGUUGGUGAGAGGAGGAGCAGGUUUGAUAGGAAGGUUUCAGUAGGUCUCUGGGAGCAGGUGAGAAAGUUUUAGCGACUGUUUAAUAUGUUGUAUACAUUUUUUGUUUGAGUUUGGAAAAAAGAGAGAAGAGAAAUGUAAGCUGUGAGGUAAAACUAAAUAAAGAAAAAGUCAGAGGCCUGUGAGAGAAGGUGCUGAUUGUUUAUGUCAUUCUCAACCACCUCCUCGGCGGCAUCAGCGGGAGCCGUCUGGGCCCCGGAGGAGGGGGCUGUGUCGAGGAACGAGGCUCGCUGCUGCAUCCAUGCUUGAAUCUUCCUUUGUAAUUAGCACAAUGUGUCCCAAUCAGCCUCAGCCGCUGCAGUGUUCCAUCACCAGGCCUGCGUGGGAGCCCACUGGCGCCGGCGGCGUGUGCUGUCACAGCCGACUGAUGUUGACUGACAGCUGAGGUGGAUUCGCUGCGAAGGUGGAGCCUGUUUUUAGCCUGCACGUUGCGCUUCGUCAGCGCCCUGCUGCGGAGAGCAACGUGCAAGAAAGAGCGCACGGACCCGAAGCAACGGGCUUUGAGUUGGACCCGCGGAGCUCCUAACGCGACCAUUCUGGACUUCUACUGGCGAUGCUGACUCAGCGCUUUUUUCCAACAUGUGCCAUGAUAAGAAUCAAUGAGGCUUCGUUCAACUUUAACCCGUGUCAAAACCACGUUUCCACUGCAGUUCCUACACAGUGACUUCAUCACUACUCUGCACCCUGAUGCACUAACGGAACCAAACAACUCUGAUGGGAGACGUUUGUGCACAUGUGCAUUCCUUUUAAGAACACAGCAUUUUUCUUAUCUUCCGUUUUGUUCCUUUUUUUGUAUCUUGUACAUGUUUACAUUGUAUCUCGCAUUGCCCCAAAAGAUAAACAAUAUUAAAUGUAUUAUCUUUGUUGUUUUGGA
Betta splendens (Siamese fighting fish) is the source of this 10537-nucleotide messenger RNA. It is a transcript of the gene sh3pxd2aa, whose product is annotated as SH3 and PX domains 2Aa. The transcript has 9 exons. Gene Ontology annotation, molecular function: protein binding; phosphatidylinositol binding; superoxide-generating NADPH oxidase activator activity. The record is from RefSeq and is a predicted model, not a curated record. Gene Ontology annotation, biological process: superoxide anion generation. NCBI's taxonomy places the organism in Eukaryota, Metazoa, Chordata, Actinopteri, Anabantiformes, Osphronemidae. Gene Ontology annotation, cellular component: cytoplasm. Bases 2200 to 5262 code for a protein of 1020 amino acids.